AGUUUUAUUUUGAUUUUUUGUUUUUCUCAAAAGUUUGAUUGAUUAGUUAGUUCUAUGAUAUCUUUUGUAUACGUGUUUAAAAUCUGUAUAUUAUCUGCACGCAAUUUUUAAUCAUCAUCAUCAUCAACAAACAUCGGCAUGAAAUCAAUAUUGAACAGAUGAUGAUGAAUAUCGAUAAUCAUCUUGUUGAAUAUUCUGUCCAUUUUUUUGUUUUGUUUUUUUGAUUUUUCUUUCUUUUUUUUUAUUGAUUGAUUGAUAUCUACAUAUCCACAUAAAUGGAUCAAUUAUUUUUUUUAAUUUUAUUGAAUUGUUCAAUCGGUUUCGGUAGCUAUAUUGCCGGUACAAUACCGAUAUUAUUUUAUUUAUCCGAAUCAAAAGUACGAUUAUUCAGUGUAUUUGGUGCUGGCAUAUUGAUUGGUGCUGCACUUUGUGUGAUUAUACCUGAAGGUAUUAGCAGUAUAUAUCAAUCAGGACAACAACAAAUUCAUCAUCGUCAUCAUCAUCAUAAUGAACGACGAUCAUUGGAACAUAAUUCAUCAAUCAUUUCAAUCGAAAAUGAUGAUAUUGAUGAACAAUAUGAUCCACAUACAGUGAUUGGAUUAACAUUAUUAAUUGGUUUUGUUACAAUGUUAAUUGUUGAUCAAUUUUCCACCGGAAUGACUAAUGGUGGAUCACAUGGUGGUUAUAGCCAAUUGACCACCACCACAACCACUGAUAGCUCAAUUGCAAUCGAUUCUGAAUCCAAUACUAGUAAUCAUCAUCAUCAUCAUCAUUCUAAUAAAAAAAGUACUUCAAAAUUAACUGCAACCAUUGGAUUGAUUGUUCAUUCGGCUGCCGAUGGUAUAGCAUUGGGUGCGGCAGCUACAACAUCACAUGCUGAUGUUGAAAUGAUCGUAUUUUUAGCCAUAUUAUUACAUAAAGCACCAGCAGCAUUCGGUUUGGUUACAUUUUUAUUGCACGAAGGUCUUGAUCGUAAUCGUGCUAAAAGGCAUUUAUUUUGGUUUUCAAUCAGUGCACCAACAGCAUCAUUUAUAACAUAUUUUGGAAUCAAUUCCUCAUCACAGCAAACAUUCCAUGAAUAUAAUGCAACCGGUGUAUCAUUAUUGUUUAGUGCUGGAACAUUUUUAUAUGUAGCCGCUGUACAUGUGUUGCCGGAAAUUACUCAACAUCGACGAUUAAAAAUCAAAGAAUUAUUUCUAUUGAUUGGUGGUUCAUUUUUGCCUUCAUUAUUGACAAUAAAACAUCAUCAUUGAUUGAAUUUUU
Messenger RNA from Dermatophagoides farinae (American house dust mite), 1263 nucleotides. It is a transcript of the gene Zip102B, whose product is annotated as Zinc/iron regulated transporter-related protein 102B. Gene Ontology annotation, cellular component: membrane. Gene Ontology annotation, biological process: zinc ion transport; transmembrane transport. Gene Ontology annotation, molecular function: metal ion transmembrane transporter activity. The record is from RefSeq and is a predicted model, not a curated record. Lineage: Eukaryota; Metazoa; Arthropoda; Arachnida; Sarcoptiformes; Pyroglyphidae.